UGUAUGGAGUAAAAAGUACAAUAUUUUCUUUAGGAAUAAGUAAAAGUUGUCAAAAAUAUAAAUAGUAAAGUACAGAUACCCCAAAAACGACUUAAAUAGUACUUUCAAGUAUUUUUACCUACUCUACACCACUGGUUCCUCUGUUAAGCUGGAGUGUAAUUUAACCUACUUGAUCUGCGUGGCUAAGGUCAUUUGGACUAAUCAGCUCAGCUCUGGCCCUGGGUGUAACCCUCAGAGGGGAUUAGACAUGCCAGAGGCACAGGACAAGAGAGGCUUGUCCUAUUCUUAGUGUGGGAUGGCAGUCAAGAUAGCUGGAACUGGUCUUCUGCCGGCAAAAUCCUCAUGACCGAUAUCCUCUGCCCUCAUCAAUGCUAUUGAAUGAGUGAUAGUUUCUUCUUUAAUCAAUGUUACUGAUCAUUGUUUCUCUCUCCGUUUGGAUUAAUCUGUACUUGCUCGACUGUCAGUAUGGAACUGGGCAAAGCCAAGUUGCUGAGGUCAGGUCUGAACACGCUACACCAAACCAUCCACCCCGUCCACGGGAUAGCCUGGACUGACGGGAAGCAGGUCUGCCUCACCUCCCUCUACUAUGACAACUGCGAAGUCAAAUUCGGCGACACCAACGUCAUCGGUCAAUUUGAGCAUGUAUUCGGCCUCUCCUGGGGCCCUCUGUGCUGUUCCGGCGCUCCUGCCCUGUUGGCCGUCCAACACAAGAAACAUGUCACAGUGUGGCAGCUGCAGCUCAGCGCUCUGGAACAGAACAAGCUGCUCUGCACUCAGACCUGUGAGAUGAGUGAACCGUUCCCCCUUCUGUCUGAGGGAUGUGUCUGGCAUCCCAAGAUGGACAUCCUUUCUGUCCUCACUAAGAAAGAUGCCUCUGUGCUGUUCUGCGUCCGCGUGGACAACCGUAGGGUCAAGGCUGAUAUUAAAGGCAGUGGACUCAUCCACUGUGCCUGCUGGACCAAAGAUGGCACCCGGUUGGUUUUGGCUAUAGGAAGCGCCCUUCACUCCUACAUCUAUAACGAUGUUCAGAAGAGUCUUUUAGCCUGCUCCUUCUGCCCCAUCUUUGACGUGGGCGGGUACAUCUGUGCCAUCGAGUCAACAGGCGAGGCCCAGGUGGCAGUAGCUACAGAGCUGCCUCUGGAUAGGAUCUGCGGGCUGAACGCUGGCAUAGCAUUUGACGUGUCCUCAGAUUCAGAGUCCUCCCUACCUGGACAUUCUUCUCCUAUGGUGAUGUUGGACGAGGAUGGCUGUAUAGACCCCCGCAGGAGGUCCUUUGACUCUGAGAGGUCCUACCUCUCCUGCUCUGCCUCCGGUGGUCCUAUGGACCUCACCCACCUCCUGGCUAAGCACCGGCGCUCAGAUCCUAGUCCACUCUUACACCUGCGCCGCAGGGACCACCUGACCGACUCUGGACAGGAUUCGUCCCACCUUAUCCUGGUAACCUACGAACGGAAAGUCACCAGCACCAGUAAGGUCAGCAUCCCUGGGAUCCUGGUGCCAGACAUUGUGGCCUUUGACUCCAGAGGUUCCACGGUAGCAGUGGCCUCCAACACAUGUAGCAUGGUACUGGUCUACUGCAUCACGCCGUCCACCAUGCCCAACAUCCAGCAGAUCUCCUUACAGAAAAACGAGAGGCCCAAAGGCAUCUGCUUUCUUGGUGACAAGAUGUUGCUUCUCAUGAUUGGCAGACAGAAGUCCAAAGACCCUGCCUUCCUCCCCUCCUCCAAUACGGACAAAUACAUCCUGCGCCUCGCAUCCAAGGAGAUUGUCUACAAUGGAGGAACCCCGGCAUGUCCCUCCCCGAAUCGAGAAUCCCCCGUUAGACGCCACUCGAAGCAUGUCUUCUCUAAAGAUGAGCAGCAGGAGCUUGUUGAGAUUAAGGAGCUGGUGUUGCCGGGAGGAGGUGUAAUCCAGUCCCAUUCUCCAGGGAGCAGCAGGAGGAGGCUGGUGGAGGAGGUGAGAAGCCCGGAGCCCAGCUCAGUCACCAGCUCAGUGGACUUCUCCUACUCUGACCUCUGUCACACCUCUGACCAACCUCACUCUAAUGCUUCCUCCAUUACGGUCGAAAACUUCCACACGGAACCCGUCAACCGAAUGACGAUGCUCUCCAUGGCAGGACAGGCUAGCAGGGAGUCAAGUCAAACCUGCUCCCCAUACUACAACCCUAGGGAUAAGCCCCACACGGAGCUCCCCACCCUGCCCAAAACCACCCCCUUGGCCCCCAGAGAGAAGGAGAGGAACCUGGAGCAGCUGUCUCAGAACAUGGAGAGGAUUUUCUCUCGUUUUUCUGAGGUGCAACAGUGUCUGACAGAGAUCAGGGACUUCACCCGGACCGGCAAAAGGGGUCUGGGGACUAGUUACCCCAAUGCCUGUGAUCCUCCAUACGUUAACAUCACAUGUCAGAAGCAGCUGUCUGAGAAUGUGUUUAUAGAUGAGAGAAGGCCAGUGUUGUUGUGUGAGGGGAAGCUGUGUCUGAAGGUUCUUCAGGAGCUCUUCAACGUCACUAUAGUAGAGAUGGUGUAUGGUCCGUUGUGGAUAGUCCUGGUAGCGGAUGCAGAGGGCUUUGUACCCCUGACUUUUAAACCCAAAGAGGAGUUGACGGUGAGGAACGGAAAGAGUAAAUCUCCCAUCAGAACCCCUGGCAGCCCAGACUCCUGCCCCUCCAGCCCAGUCAAAUCUCCCUCCAGCCCAGUCAAAUCUUACCCCGACACAGAGACUUGAACACAGCCUAAAUCUCAAAACAGACUUCAGUAUAGUGGGAGAGAGCACACAGCAUGGGACUACCGCCUAGCAUAACAUAUGAGAUGUCAAUGCUUUAUGCAUGCAUAUCUAAAAACUGCACACGCAAAGACUCAACCCCUCGGCAGCUUUUUAUGAACAAGCAGUACUGGGUGGCAAAUGUUCCUUUUUCAGUUGGGGGAUUAUUCAAUACACCUUUGAAAGAAGAACCUUUCAAACAGAAUGUUUACACUUCGUGACUUUGGGAGAUUAUAUUUUGGGGGCUUUGUAUUAUAUGCCCAUCUGGUCCAAGAUGAAGUUCUGUUUUUUUAAUCAGAGCACUGAGGUAAGAUAGUGUGGUGUUUUGGCUGGCAGAGUUCAGUGUAGCUGCCACCAAAUCCCAAAGAGAUGUAUCCGAUUGUAUAUUAUUAAAACGUUCAAAUGUU
This is a messenger RNA of Oncorhynchus gorbuscha (pink salmon), 3164 nucleotides long. Its product is annotated as WD repeat and coiled-coil-containing protein-like. The transcript has 3 exons. The record is from RefSeq and is a predicted model, not a curated record. Gene Ontology annotation, molecular function: kinase binding. NCBI's taxonomy places the organism in Eukaryota, Metazoa, Chordata, Actinopteri, Salmoniformes, Salmonidae. Bases 466 to 2721 code for a protein of 751 amino acids.